This is a messenger RNA of Ficedula albicollis (Collared flycatcher), 911 nucleotides long. RefSeq names its product nicotinamide riboside kinase 2-like. The record is from RefSeq and is a predicted model, not a curated record. NCBI's taxonomy places the organism in Eukaryota, Metazoa, Chordata, Aves, Passeriformes, Muscicapidae. The coding region runs from base 1 to 738 and encodes 245 amino acids. The transcript has 8 exons.
AUGUCGGUUUCCCGAUCGUUUUCCCCGGUUUCCCGAGGCUGCGGCCCGGGCCGAGGACACGCCGUGACCUUGACCGACCGCGGCGAUGCUCGGGGGCAGCCGCGCUGCGCCGGGACAACGGCCGGUACCGGCGACACCGGGUCCCCCCCCGCCCCUCAGAAACAGGCAGUAGGAGUCGGGCCGGGCGGCCGCCGGACGCGCCAUGAACAUCAUCAUCGGCAUCGGCGGCCCCAAGAUGAAAUAGAAGUUGAAGAUGGGUUUAAACAGUAUGAUGUGAUAAGUGCAUUAGAUAUGGAAGCUAUGAUGAGUACCAUAAAUGCUUGGAUAAAAAACCCUGUCAAGUUUGAACGUUCUCAUGGGAUCAACAACACACUGGAUGCCCAGAUCUUGGAAGAUAAGGAGGGAGGAGAUGAAACAAUCCACAUUCUUAUUGUUGAAGGCUUCCUACUUUACACCUACAGGCCAUUGAUUGAUGUGUUCCACCAUCGGUACUUUCUCUCCAUUCCAUAUGAGGAGUGUAAAAGGAGAAGAAGUUCAAGGAAUUACACUGUACCGGAUCCACCUGGAUUGUUUGACGGCCACGUUUGGCCUAUGUAUGUAAAGCACAGGAAGAUAAUGGAAGAACUUGGAGUUGAUGUGGUGCAUUUGGAUGGGAUGAAAUCAAAGGAGGAGCUGUUUAAUGAAGUGUAUGGGCAGAUCCAGAAUAAGAUUGAAGAAUUGCUUAACACCCAGAAAUAAGCUGCUGCUGCUGAUUCUUGUGAAUGAAGAUGAUUCCUGUUUGCUCCAUGCUACCUGACUGCCUCUAAAGUUCCAGCUUCUGUGAAGACUCAACUCUCAAACUCAACUUUGUUCAACCUUUCCCUUGAAAAUGGAGUUCUAUAUGGUCAUAAUUAAAAAGCAUUUCCCCCUUG